CUCCCCUCGCACCUCCCCGUACGCAUCACGGAUCGAGAGAAGAACAGCUAGAGGAGAGAGGCAUACGCCGCUAAGAAGCAGGCGCGGGUUUCUUGGCAAUUCAUGUGACGCAACACGAUCGAGCAUGGCGAGCGGCGGCGCGGGCUACUACUACGGCGACCGCUACGGCGCAUACGGCAACGGCUACCCAUUCUCGCGGCAGCAGCCGGCGUCGUCCGCCUCAACAUCGCUCCACCUCUGCCUGUUCCUGGCCACGGCUUCGCUCCUCGGCGCCGCGUCCCUCUACUCCCACUGCGAGUCGGCGUUGGAGGGCCUGUUCGACCAGUUCCGGUUCGCCGUCGUCCUCUCACCGCUCCUCCUCCUGCUCGCGGUGCAGUACUGGACCGCCUCGGGGCGGAGCUGGCGGUCCUCGUCCUCGUCUUCGCUGCUCGUGUCGCCCAUGGUGGUGUCGGGGGAGCACCCGCCGUGGUACGAGCAGCAGCGGCGGGACAGUGGCGCUGGUUCGUCGCCGUGGGGCGUGGCGCUCGCGCUCGCGCUCGUGCUGCUGCUCGUGUCCUACCAGUCGUGCUUCCAGGACUUGUGGUUCCCGGCCGUCAGCCGUCGCUACCGCCGCUGAGCUCCGUCGGAUCGGAUCGUUGCUAAUGGAGGCGAAUAUCAUUAGCAUAGCGCAGGGUUUUGUUGCACGUCUUAGGCCUUCAGUAAUAUUUGAUGUAACUGCUGUUAGCUGCUGUGAUAUAAAUAAAGAACAGCCCUCUUGCAUUUUGCAUCAA
Messenger RNA from Lolium perenne, 770 nucleotides. RefSeq lists its product as uncharacterized. Lineage: Eukaryota; Viridiplantae; Streptophyta; Magnoliopsida; Poales; Poaceae. The record is from RefSeq and is a predicted model, not a curated record.